CACUGCGCGUGGUGAAGACGUCAUUUUUCAGCGACUUGUAGUUUCUUCCAUGAGUUUGUUAGCGAAACUCUCUGGAUUUUAAGGGGUUUAUAUGUGAAAGACGACAAAAACCUAAAGGUGAACCGCUUUUAUUUUCGUAACUUAAACAAUUCUUAACUCGGCUAAAGCUUAACGGAACACGUACGUGUCUGUGUUGAUAGCAGCGUGGCUAAUUCACGUGUACUCGAGAGUCUGUGCUUGGAGCUAACGUUAGCUACUGCUGUCGGACAAGACUACAACUUUUAAGAGACGUUGGGAGACACGGUGGUGUCAUUUAGUGCAGUUGUUUGAAUGGCAGGCAGCAGGAUGAAGCUGGAGCUGUGCCGGGUGGCUCACGGAAGGAGUCGGCUGGGUGUUCUGACAGGUCUCGGCAGGACAUCCCAGCAGUCCUUGGACGUGCCAGGUUGUCUUCUGUACACACACUUUGGGACAGUCCCGCAUCUCACACAAGACACACUGCACACCGUGAGCAACCUUCCCGCUGUCACACAGGUCACCCUGUCUCAUAUAGCUGAGCACCAGGAAGUGUUGGAGGAGUUUAAAGAUGGAUUCAGGAAGUUUGCAGGUCUUCAUGAUACUGUGUUGUACUGUUCACUUCAUGAUCCUGCAGUCCUCUGCCCGACAGGUUACACAACUAACAAGACAGUGUCGGUGUGGGGCAGUGGAGGACGGAUGGAAUUGACGGUGGCUAAGUUCAUGGCUCUGCAGAAGACUGUGCAGCCAGACUGGUACCAGAGCAUGGCCGACGGAGAGACGUGGCAGAGCAACACGUCACGCAAACGUGUUAGAAAGUCUGUGGACCGUACCCUCACACAUUUGGAUGAGUGUCUGCUGGUGCAUCAAAACUCACAGGAGUUGGAGGGAGUGGAGGUGUUCGGGGUGGUAGAGGGAGGAGACAUCCUAGAAGAGAGGGUUCGCUCGGCGAGGGAGACGGCGAAGAGGCCCGUGGCAGGAUUCUGCCUGGACGGCUUCCAGUCGGGCUCCAUGGACCAGGCCCUGAAGACCCAGCUCAUCAGUGCUGUGAUCAAAGAGCUGCCUGAAGACAAACCCAGGCUGCUGCAGGGUGUAGGACGACCUGAUGAGGUGCUGGCCUGCGUUGAGGCUGGUGUGGACCUGUUUGAAGGUUUCUUCCCAUUCCAGGUGACGGAGCGAGGCUGUGCUCUGUGCUUCGACUUCGACGUCUCCCUGGACCCGGAAUGCGCAGGUAGAGCGCCCCAUGCAGUGCUAAAGCUCAAUGACGACCAGAAGGACACAGUGGGAGAGACUCAACAGAAUGGAGAUCCUUGUCUUGAUCAAACACAGAUGACAUCGUUUGAGAUUAAUCUCAACGACAAGAGGUACCAUGAUGACUUCAGUCCCCUGGUAGAGGGGUGUGGCUGCUACUGCUGCAAGAACCACCAGAGGGCAUACCUGCACCACCUGCUAGUGACCAAUGAGCUGCUGGCUGGAGUCCUGCUCAUGAUCCACAACACGGCCCAUUACCACGGCUUCUUUGGUGCUCUGAGAGAGGCACUGGCCAGUGAGAAACUGGACGUCCUCAAGAGACAGGUAAUUAGGCAGAGAGAUUAGCACAUAGAAAGAAAGGAAUAAGAAGAAUAAAUCGGGAGCGGGAUUGAUCUCGCUUCUCCUCCAGAAGAUCACUGGACUCAUUUGCCCGAGGCAAUCGAAACUCUAACUUGCUUUUCACUGUACAGUAAGGGGAUUUAUCGUGAUGCCACGUACACCUUCAGGUUGAGUCACUCCAUAUGUUGCUUUAGUGAUUUCUAUGAAGCAUGUUUCACAGGAUCUGGUCAGACCUGGUAUUAACAUCUGUCCUAGGAGAUUUGGUCACAAGUGGACAGUGAUGAGUUGAAAUGUUCACACCUGGCAUUAACUAGCCAGAUGUGCGCGUGUCUCCUGUGACCACUUGUGAUCGGAUCUCACAUCUCUUGCCUCCUCAUCAUGUCUGCUAGUGAGGAUAAAUUUACAAGUCCUCGUUUUUGUGUCAAUGUUUGUGUGAAGGGUAGAGAGAGAAAAGAAUUGGUAAGACCUGAGUGAAACGAAGCUCCACUCGUGCAGCUGUAACAUGAAAUAAGAUUUUAGUAGUUAUAAAAAAAUAAAUCAUAUGGUGAUGUGUAUUAAAGUUGUUUUGGUGGUUAUGGUGUAAGAGUACAGUGAAACUGCAGUGGAUUGGAGGAUGACAGCAAGGAGGCUUCCUGAGGACAAAUUUGCAUUCACCCAUGCUGAAGAACAUGGCCACGUAUCCCCAAACCUCCUCCAAAUGUGUCCUGUACUUGGAGCUGUCCACUUCUGAUUGGAUCGCACAGUAUGGAUGUUAAUACCAGGUCAUAACAGGCUCACAGGGUCUCCUUACUGCUGUUUGUGCCUUGGGUGUGUGUGUGUGGCCUGGUUUCCCAUCAGUCAGACUGCUCCUGUUGAAUAUAAGCAUUGAUCUGAGCAGAUACGGUUGGGUGCCUGAAGAGUGAAAGGAUAUGGAUAAGAGGUCAAGGGGAAUUUGCAUAAAGAAACAUGAGGAUGGAUGGAGGCUGACUAUUGACUAUGACUGAUUCCCUGUGUGCAUCUUUCUGUGGCCUCAUAGCAGGUCAGUAAAUGACUAAUGUCCUCUGGACUCAUUGACACUGCAGCAUAAACCACAGGGAGAGCAUUCACAGUGACAAAUGAUUACAGAAUAGAAGAAGAAAUCCAAAAUAGAUCCUGCUAUUUUGCUGAUAUUACAUUAAAGAAAUCUUGAGCAUAAUAA
This is a messenger RNA of Solea solea (common sole), 2779 nucleotides long. RefSeq names its product queuine tRNA-ribosyltransferase accessory subunit 2 (gene qtrt2). Gene Ontology annotation, molecular function: tRNA-guanosine(34) queuine transglycosylase activity. Bases 331 to 1608 code for a protein of 425 amino acids. The transcript has 8 exons. The record is from RefSeq and is a predicted model, not a curated record. Lineage: Eukaryota; Metazoa; Chordata; Actinopteri; Pleuronectiformes; Soleidae.